AAGGAUGGCGGCUCUAAAGGUGUUUGGGGAGAUAAGAGCGAACGGUUAGCUCAGAGCGUCCUCGAAUUGGCGGGGAAAGGCCCUACGACCGGUUCGUACCCCAGAAACUAAAGGAAGGAGGCAGCAAGAUAAGUCUGAUGGUGUCACUACAGUACACUACCUGAGAUUCGUACAUUAUCUCAAAGAGGACCUCUCACGGAGUGGUAUUUGCACUCUUCUGGGUAUGCACUGUGCACUGAGCAACCAUGGACUCCAAGCAGAAGUGUCUGGAUGAGAUGACUGCAAAUUUGGGUCUGAGCACAACGAAGGCCUUAACGAUCUUGAGAGACCAGCUGUCUGCACUGCUGGAGGGGCAUCAGAAGGAAAGAAAGAAGGUGCUUUCAUGGAAAGAAGUGUGGAAGACAAGUUUCUUGUACCAUGGCAACCGUUGCUCCUGUUUCCAUUGGCCAGGGGCAUCCCUGAUGCUACUGACAGUGCUGCUACUAUUAUGUUGUUAUGGGAGUCAGCCACAAGGAAGUGAAGGUUCUGAAAUUGUCAACGCCUUGGCACUCUUCUUCCUGGUGCUACUUGAUCUCUUCUUGAUUGGACGGCAAGAGAGACUGAAGCGCCGGGAAGUUGAGAGAAGGCUCCGGAACAUCAUCAACAAAAUAAAUGAUGCCUUAAGAGGUGGCAAAGAGCUGAACUGGGUAAACGCCAUGUACCCUGACCUUCACAUGCCCUUCGCCCCAUCCUGGUCACUGCAUUGGGUCUACAGGGACGGCCAUCUGGUCAACCUCCCAGUCAGCUUGUUAGUAGAGGGUGAUGUUAUUGCUCUGAGGCCAGGACAGGAGUCCUUCACUUCUCUUAGAGGGAUUAAGGAUGAUGAACACAUUGUCCUGGAGCCAGGAGAUCUGUUUCCCCCAUUUUCUCCUCCACCCUCCCCAAAUGGUGAGCUGAAGAAAGGACCUCAGAAUCCCCAGUUAUAUCGGCUCUUUUGUGUCACAAAAACACCUGUAAUUGACAAUGUGAGGUUGUGCCUGGACAUGGCUUUGUCACGUCCUGUGACUGCUCUGGAUAAUGAGAGGUUCACAGUGCAGUCGGUGAUGCUCAAAUUUGCUGUUCCUAUUGUGCUGAUUGGUUUCCUAAUCACCAAUGCCAUGCGCUUCAUUUUCAUGGCUCCUGGAAUAAUCCCUUGGCAGUACACAUUUCUUCAGCUGCAGGUCAAUGGUGUCUUGCCCAUCCUCCCGCUGCUCUUUCCUGUCCUGUGGAUUCUUGCUACGGCCUUUGGUGAAGCCCGAGUCUUGGCCCAGAUGAGCAAGGCCUCACCCUCUUCCCUGCUGGCUAAGUUCUCAGAGGACACACUGAGCAGCUACACGGAGAUGGUUUCUUCCCAGGAAAUGAUACGAUGUAUCUGGAGCCACUUCCUGCAUGUCCUGAAGGGCAAGUCUCCAACACUCACCUUCACCUCUAGCUUACUUCACAGCCUGGGAUCUGUCACAGUGCUUUGCUGUGUGGAUAAGCAAGGAAUUCUGUCCUGGCCUAAUCCCAGUCCAGAGACGGUUUUGUUCUUUAGUGGCAAGGUGGAGCCUCCUCACAGCAGCCAUGAAGACCUGACAGAUGAACUUUCCACACGUUCCUUCUGCCACCCAGACAUGGACGAAGAGCCCCAUGAAAGGGAUGCCUUGCUCUCAGGACCUUUGUCAGAUGCGGUUCGCAUCACCAAUGAACAAGACAGAGCUGAGUGGUCCACCAGCAACACCCCAAAAUCUUCAGAUACUCAUAUUCACAGGAAACCAACCAGCCGCAGCAAGCACCCUUCAGGAUCGAAUGUGAGCUUCAGCAAGGACAUGGAAGAUGGAGAAGAGGAGUCUGUUCAGGUCGAAGGAGACAGCGAGGGACUGGCAUGUGAGGCCGAAGACUUUGUGUGUGAUUACCACCUGGAAAUGCUCAGCCUUUCGCAGGACCAGCAGAACCCCUCCUGCAUCCAGUUUGACGAUUCCAACUGGCAGCUGCAUUUAACCUCUUUGAAGCCCCUGGGCUUGAACGUGUUGCUCAACCUGUGCAAUGCGAGCGUGACCGAGCGCCUGUGCCGCUUCUCUGACCACCUCUGCAACAUCGCCUUGCAGGAGACCCACAAUGCUGUGCUGCCUGUUCAUGUGCCAUGGGGGCUUUGUGAGCUUGCCAGGCUUAUUGGCUUUACACCUGGUGCCAAAGAGCUUUUCAAACAGGAGAACUACUUGGCCCUUUACCGCCUGCCAUCGGAUGAGGUGGUGAAAGAGGUGAUGCUCGGAAAACUCUCACUCGUCACCAAAAGGAGGCCACCUUUGAGUCAUAUGAUCUGCCUUUUUGUUAAAGACACCACUACCAGCACUGAGCAGAUGCUUUCCCAUGGGACUGCUGACAUCAUCCUUGAGGCCUGCACAGACUUCUGGGAUGGAUCUGACAUCUAUCCACUAUCUGGCUCUGACAGGAAGAAAGUGUUGGAUUUCUACCAGCGUGCCUGCCUUUCUGGUUACUGCUCUGCCUUCUCUUACAAGCCCAUGCACUGUGCCUUGUCCUCUCAGCUCAAUGGCAAAUGUAUAGAGCUGGUGCAAGUCCCUGGACAGAGUGCCAUCUUCACCUCCUGCGAUCUACCAGGGACUACACCCAUCAAGCAGAGCAGCCGGAGGAACAGCUGGAGCUCGGAUGAAGGGAUUGGGGAAGUGAUGGAGAAGGAGGACUGUAUGCAGGCUCUGAGUGGCCAGAUCUUCAUGGGAAUGGUCUCAUCCCAAUAUCAGGCCCGGUCAGAUGUUGUUCGUCUCAUUGAGGGAUUAGUCAAUGCCUGCAUCCGUUUUGUCUACUUUUCCCUGGAAGAUGAGCUCAAAAGCAAGGUGUUUGCUGAGAAAAUGGGCCUUGAGACGGGCUGGAACUGCCACAUAUCCCUUACACCCAAUGGAGAUGUGCCUGGUUCUGAAAUCCCUCCCUCCAGCCCCAGUCACGCGGGCUCCUUGCGCGAUGACCUUCACCAGGUCUCUCGAGAUGAUGCGGAGGGCCUUCUGCUGAUGGAGGAGGAGGGACACUCAGACCUCAUUAGCUUUCAGCCAACAGACAGCGACAUCCCCAGCUUCUUGGAGGAUUGCAAUAGGGCCAAACUUCCACGGGGAAUCCACCAGGUGAGGCCCCACCUGCAGAACAUUGACAACGUGCCUUUGCUCGUUCCUCUGUUUACAGAUUGCACCCCAGAAACCAUGUGUGAAAUGAUCAAGAUCAUGCAGGAGUAUGGCGAGGUCACGUGCUGCCUGGGCAGCUCUGCCAACUUGCGCAACAACUGCCUGUUCCUUCAGAGUGACAUCAGCAUCGCCCUAGAUCCACUUUAUCCAUCCCGCUGCUCCUGGGAGACAUUUGGUUAUGCCACCAGCACGAAUAUGACCUGUAUCACUGACGAGCUCACGCCCCUGCAGCUGUCCGGCCAGUUAAACAGCUUGUCCUGCUCCCUGUCUAUUUUUCCUGAAGAAACCCUUGGAAUCAUCAGACUGAUAGAGCAGGCCCGGCAUGCAACAUACGGUAUCCGCAAGUGCUUCCUCUUCCUUCUCCAGUGUCAGUUGGCUCUGGUCAUCAUCCAGUUCCUCUCUUGCCUGGUGCAGCUGCCCCCCAUUCUCAGCACCACGGACAUUUUGUGGCUCUCCUGCUUCUGCUACCCAUUGCUAAGUGUGUCCCUCCUGGGCAAGCCCCCUCACAGUUCCAUCAUGUCGAUGGCGACUGGGAAGAAUCUGACCUCCAUUCCUAAAAAGACUCAGCACUACUUCCUGUUCUGCUUCCUGCUGAAAUUCAGCCUCACCAUCUGUUCCUGCUUGGCUUGCUUUGGUUACAUGCUGCAAGAUUACUGUGCAAACUUCAACUCAUCUGCCUUCAGUGUGAAUGUCACAAGCUGCUCCUCCAUCAUGCUGCACAGGGAUGCAGAAAGCCCUCCUGAUUGGUUUGGGUCAUUUUCCAACAUUCUCCUCCUGGCCCAGAAGUUUACAGCUGGAAUGAUUGUCUUACAUACUGUGUUUAUAUCCGUCACCCAUGUCCAUCGUACCAAGCCUCUGUGGAGGAAGAGCCCCUUCACUAACUUCUGGUGGACCCUGACGGUAGCAGUUGUGUUGCUGGGUCAGGUCAUCCAAACCCUCCUGGACCUCAAGCUCUGGGUGAACCUGGAGUCUCCGAUUACCUGCAGAGUGGGCGACAUUCCCCUGGCCUCCUGGCUGCUGGGAUUGCUCUCCCUCGUCCUCGUUGUGAUCAUCAACGAGACUGUCAAGCUCCAUGAAAUCAGGGUUCGAGUACGUUACCAGAAACGGCAGAAGCUGCAGUUUGAAACCAAGCUGGGCAUGAAUUCUCCGUUUUAAUCUCCCAUCAGCAGGAGAUGGCCCUGGUAGGACUGCAUGUUCCUUUCCCAAACAGCUGUGUCACUUUAUUGGGAGAGAAGAACAUCUGUGCAUGCGAUUCCUUCUGGAGGCUGUGGAUCGAGACCACCCAGUCGCAGGAGGGGACCGCUGCAGCAAGAGCCCUGGCGAAGGAUCAGCGCCCAGGUGUGAUGGCUUGGAUGGCACACAGACUGCUGCUACUUUAAUUUAUUUUAGUACCUCUUUCCCUAGGAGCUCCUUGCAAUCCAGCAGACCGGCAUUCAUCCAGGAGUAUGCCAUUUGGCGAGGAAUCUUCAUUUUGACUUUGUUUUUCAGCCUUUCAUAAUGGGACAUUUUGAUUCUUCACCCCCCUUGUCUGGUUGUCUACCCUUUCUGUCAUGUGUGGAAGCCUCUUGCACCUGGCAGUUCUGGGGAGCACGGCUGAUGGAAUAAGUGACCUUUCCUGCUAGCUGGCCCUGGAGAAGGUCUCCUAAUUUAGGUGUGAGUCUGCCCCCCUGUGGAAGACUAACAGGAAUGCAGAUGGCUGGAAGAAGGGCUUGGAGGAGAUGGCUAACAAGAGCACAAAAGCGAUACUGCAGGCAGGCUCCUCAGUUGAGUUCCUCUGGGAUGUAAAGCGCAUGAGGCAGAAUUGCAAGAGCAGGGCCUCCACCCCUAUAGUCAGAGCACUAUCUAGGGAUUGCGAUUAUCACAGCUUGGUCAUGCCCCUCAAGGACAUCCUUCCUUAAUGCUAAAAGGGCUCAAUCGUUGCUUGCUUCUCUCAAUCUCUGUUCCUCCCCCCCCUCCCCCGACCAUAAAAUUGGUGAUCAUGAGGACCUGUGUGCACAUACACACAUGGCAUACACUGUCCCUUAAGUAGCGGGGCCAGAUUUGUACCCAAUGGGUUUGCACAUUUCCAUCAGUGAAGACAGUUUGCCCUUUUAAGCGAUUCUUGGCUGCUUUGGACGAGGACUGGCAAAUGGGGCUGGCUGGUGCUCGCCCUGCCUCGUGCAUGGGCUGGACUUGAAAUGAUGCAGCCCAAAGGGUAGCGUCCCUUGAACAUGCUUAGCCCAGGUGGUAGAGCUGGGAACCCCAGACAUGCUGCCUCAUGGUGUUGCCAGUCUGGAGCAGGGGAAUUCAUCCACUAUUGCUGGGAAUUCACAUCUUCAAACCAUCCUCUUGCCUGUUUUGGCCAGCAAAUUCUGCAUGUUCCUUUGGCAGGAAGGAAUUGGGAUGACCUCUGCUGGCCAAGCUUUCUUCUCCAUGUUGCUUUGUUUAGGGUCCCUUAGGAGAAGAAGACUCUUUCUCAACAAGACGGACUCUUUUACUCUUCCUGCCCACACUUUGCAUUUGUUAUCCGGGCUUCUGGUGACCAGACAGAGGUUAUCUUGGAGUAAAUAUUUUGGUAUCCUGUGGACUGAAGUUCAGGGCUUCAGGAUGAACUACUUCCAGAGGUGGGCAGAAAGUAGAACUGCAGCUGUCUUUCUGACAGUUGACCAUAGUGGCAGGGGCUUCUAGGAAUUGAAAUCAAAACCAUCUGGUCAUCUGCCUUCUGUUCUCCCCAAUCUAUUCUGCUUGCUGGGUUCCCUAGACCAUCGUGGCUGACCUGACACUAUUAUUUCUAUUUUGCUGCGAUUAUGUUUCCAGAAGAGUUGUUAAGUCCUGCUGAUUGCAACGUGGAAUUGUCUGUGCCCACCUUCUCCAGCCUGGUGCCUUCCAGAUGUGUUGGACUAUAAUAGUCAUAACUCCAGAUAGCUAACCAGGGAAUAUGGGAGGUGUAGUCUAGCUCAAGUGGAAGACACCAGACUAGAGAAGGCUGCCUUUAGACUUUCCAGAUUACCUCACAGCAUAGGGUUAAGAGCACUGCCCCAUUAUGGCAUGGCAAUUUGCUCAGCUGUGUUUACUGUCCCAAGGAAAUGGCAACAUGUUGACUAUUCGUGUUUGUGGCUGAUCACCAUUUGGGGGUCCUUUAUCCUGCCACACUGGGCAAGAUGGCACUUAACUUUGCCAGAUAAUAUUUCUUGACCGAGGCCUGCAGGGAGAAGAGAUGCUUGAAACUGAAGGUUUUUAAGAAGCUUGUUGCAUGGUGCUAGGAUGGAGGGUGUUCCUUAAAGUCCCCCUCCACAAACACUCGAGCAUUUUCUCAAAAGUUGUGAUGUGUCUAUUGGCCUUGGUUAAUUUUGACUGGGAAUUUGGUCAGGAGCUUGUUUUCAUAUUUUUAAAUAGGUUACUGUCUAGAAAUAGUUGAAAAUGCUUCCGCUUUUACAACAUUGCUCUUCCCAGCAUAGAGCCAAAAGCUUUUCAUCUUCUCACUUGAUGCUCAUGUGUAAUAUUUGGAACUUUGAGAAAUGGACACAUACUGUAACUUUGCAUAGCCACUUUUAAACAAUCCCUUUUGCCCGUUAUGAACCAGUUGGGAGACCUAGCAGCUCAAGCUGUUUGUCACAGGGAAUUUUCAAAUGUAAAACCCAACAAAAGUGCAAUGGGGCAGUUGCCUCGCUAGAGAAGGCACUUUUCUGUAGUUUUUCCCAUGUGAUGCCAGAUCAUUCUGAAAUAGGACUUUCCUCCCUGCAUUUUCAUACAGGUAUUUCCCUCUCCAGUUGUCUUAGAUGAAACACAAACGACUGACUCCUUUGGACGGCUAUCCCUUGAAAGGUCUUGUUCCAUCAGCCUGUGUCCCCACUUUUUUUGGCCAGUCAGGGCUUUAGGACAACACGGGGCAUGGCUUUAGGAAUGAAUUGAAUCCAUCAGAUCAUUUUUAAAUGGUGUAUAUUUUAUAUUUAUGAGAUUUUUUGGGGAUGUACGUAAAAAUAGAUUUGUACUAAAAACUUGUAAAUUGUAUAAAAAAGCAAGAGCACCUGAUAUAAAUGGCAAUAAAUGAUUGUCUUUGAUACAAUA
Varanus komodoensis (Komodo dragon) is the source of this 7235-nucleotide messenger RNA. RefSeq names its product transmembrane protein 94 (gene TMEM94). The transcript is spliced from 32 exons. The record is from RefSeq and is a predicted model, not a curated record. The coding region runs from base 246 to 4343 and encodes 1365 amino acids. Lineage: Eukaryota; Metazoa; Chordata; Lepidosauria; Squamata; Varanidae.